CCACGUGGUGGCGAUAGUUUCAAAGAACUAUGAAGUUGUUGCAGGUAUUCCACCCUUUGGGCCUGCCCGGACUGUGCUGGAAGGCCUCGAGUCAGAGGAUGCGUGUGAAGACAAGAAAGCUGUAAAAAAGGAGAUCCAUAACAAAAAGGGAGCCAAAAAGGACAAAAUGGAAGAGGAGAAUACAGACCUGCUCAGACUUUGCCACACAGUACCGCUGGAGGUGGUGAACUUAGGUGGGAAAAGUUACGAUCCAGAGAAGAAAGACUACCCAGGUUUUGAGGCCUGGUUGCAGUGUUACUAUGUGGAUGGAAUGAAGUCUGUACGCGACCACAAUGGCAGGACUAUGUGGUUCAAAGGCGAUCCAGGUCCUAUGGCUCCUAAAGAAUCAAAGUCUCCAAAGGCCAAAAAGAGAAAAGAUACAGAUGCAGACCAUGAUUACCCCCGCAAGAAAAAGGUGUCCAGGAAACACAACUCUGACAGCACAGUGAAGAAAAAAGCAGCCAAAAAGCCCACAAAAGCAGCAAAGGAAGAAGAAAAUGGACCUCAAGAAGAAGCCACACCCAGAAGAAGAUCAGCAAACACACCUCAGCAAGAACCGAAAUCCACGUCAGGCAGGAGGAAAAAAAACAAUACAGAGCCGGCUGCAGGUCUGAUUCUAAUAAUACUCCCAUUUUCUGAAAAUAUUAAGAGCCUGAUCUUUGAGGAUCCAAUUCCCACACACUUAUCUGUGUGCGCAAACUAUAAAAUUGCAUGUACUGUUGGUGGACGUGUUGUAUGUGAUCUACUUUGUGCAAUUGAUAGCUGCAAAAGUGGCGCAGAUCACCCUAUUUUUGUGUACUAGAAGCAUUAUGUGCCCUUGGAAACACUUCUUUCCCUCUACAUUCAUGUUAUUAUGCUCUCCACACUGGAGGGGGGCUUAUAUUAGAUUAUAGCACAUAUCGAUCAUCUAACACCUUUUCUGCAAUAUAGAAUCACAAUAUGUAUACUAUUUGCAGC
Messenger RNA from Nerophis ophidion (straightnose pipefish), 996 nucleotides. Its product is annotated as endonuclease 8-like 1. NCBI's taxonomy places the organism in Eukaryota, Metazoa, Chordata, Actinopteri, Syngnathiformes, Syngnathidae. The record is from RefSeq and is a predicted model, not a curated record. The transcript is spliced from 6 exons. Bases 167 to 841 code for a protein of 224 amino acids.